This is a messenger RNA of Adineta ricciae, 381 nucleotides long. Lineage: Eukaryota; Metazoa; Rotifera; Eurotatoria; Adinetida; Adinetidae. The record is from the annotation of a GenBank genome assembly.
AUGACGACUGUUGUUAGUACAUCCAAUCCUGACGUCAAUGCUCCAACAAGUUAUGUUUCACGUUGGAUUGCUCAAAGUCAUGGUAAAUAUCAAAAGAGAGCUAACGAGUAUUUUUCUGCCACUUAUGACUAUCGAACUAAAACAACGACUGGUUCAACAACCACCAUAUCAAUCAUCAAAAUUCCGGCCAGAGCCAGUCCACAUUCUCAUAUGACUACAUGGGAAGCUCAAGCGAAGACGCGGUCGGAUGGUACAACAAUAAUUCCUGCGAGUUCAGAUUUAUCAUUUCCUGCAUACGUUAUUCAGAAUCACAACAUCAAUAAUAAUAACAACAACAACAACAACAAUGAUCUACAAGAGAAACUAAAUCGAGUUCGGUAA